AUGGAGGUCAGCAAAAUUUCAGAAGUCGGCAUGGCGCCGACGAUGGGUAUCCACGAUGCUCUCUCCAUGGACGACAAGCAGAGCGUUGUAGCUGCGUCGAUUCCAAUCAAGUACAGAGGCACCAACGCUGAUCAGAGAGACAUGAUGACGCUUGGAAAGAAGCAGGUGCUCCGCAGGAACUUUCGCUUCAUCACAAUGCUGGGUUUCGGGUCCACCGUCAUUUGCUCGUGGGAAGUGAUACUACCCGUCUUUUCUUUCGUGCUUACCGACGGAGGCUAUGGCACUCUCUUCUGGGGCUUUAUCGCCGUCACGACUGGCAUGCUCUUGGUAUAUGCUAGCUUGGCAGAAAUGGUUUCGAUGUGUCCUACUGCUGGCGGUCAGUACCAUUGGGUGUCUGAAUUUGCUCCUCCCAAGUAUCAGAAGAUCCUCAGCUAUAUGACCGGCUGGCUAUGCGCUACAGGCUGGCAGGUCUUUCUGGCAUCUGUCGCUUUCAUGGUCGGUGGUAUCAUUCAAGGACUCAUUGCGCUGAAUAAUCCCGACUACGCUUUUGACCGAUGGCACGCAACGCUGUUAACGAUUGCCAUUAUGGCGUUUGCGAUACUAUUCAACACGGUCCUUGCUGUUCGCUUACCGCUGAUUGAAGGCAUCGUGCUCAUACUUCAUAUCGCCGGCUUCUUCGGGGUCUUUAUCCCGCUUUGGGUCUUGGCUCCGCGCGCACAUUCAGACGUGCUACUCACCUUCGCGAACAAUGGUGGCUGGCCGACGACUGGAAUAGCAGCCAUGAUUGGCCUGACAACGCCGCUGACUGCCCUUAUCGGUUAUGAUUGCUCAGUGCACAUGAGCGAGGAGCUCCAAGACGCAUCUCUGACCAUGCCAAGAGCAAUCAUGUGGACGGUCGGCCCUAACGCCCUGCUCGGCUUCCUGAUGGCCAUUACGCUAUGCUUCACUGGCGGCCCGAUCGACGCAUUACUAGAGACGACCACCGGUCAGCCCUUCCUCCAAGUCUUCUACAACGGCACACGAAGUCUAGCGGGCGCCUCGACCAUGGGCGCCAUCGUCGUAGUCUGCCUAACAUCCUGCUGCAUCUCCGAAGUAGCCACAGCAUCCCGGCAACUGUGGUCCUUUGCCCGUGACAACGGACUCCCCGGCUCCCAAUGGAUAGCGCACGUCACCCCAGGCUGGAACAUCCCACUCCGAUCUGUAUUAAUCUCGUUCGUGAUUACCUCCCUACUGGCAUGCAUUAAUCUCGGCUCCACCACCGCGCUUAAUGCUAUCAACUCGCUUGGCGGCGUCUCCGUGCUGAGCUCAUAUUUCAUUACGAUAGCUUGUCUGAUAUGGAGGAGGUUAUAUGGCGCGCCGCUGCCGCCACGGAGGUGGUCUCUCGGUCGAUACGGCUUAUGGAUCAACAUCGCCGCCCUCUGCUUCCUGAUACCGUUGUGGUUCUUCUCGUUCUGGCCUCUGGCGCAACCUGUCACGAGUCAGAAUAUGAACUGGAACUCUACGAUGUUUGGAGGCAUGUUGGUUGUAUCGGUGGUGUAUUACAUCGCGUACGGGCACAAGGUCUAUGAGGGCCCUGUAGUACUCGUGAAGAGAGAUCAGUAG
Messenger RNA from Fulvia fulva, 1602 nucleotides. Its product is annotated as Choline transport protein. Gene Ontology annotation, molecular function: transmembrane transporter activity. Gene Ontology annotation, biological process: transmembrane transport. The record is from RefSeq and is a predicted model, not a curated record. The transcript has 6 exons. Bases 1 to 1602 code for a protein of 533 amino acids. Lineage: Eukaryota; Fungi; Ascomycota; Dothideomycetes; Mycosphaerellales; Mycosphaerellaceae. Gene Ontology annotation, cellular component: membrane.